Aphidius gifuensis is the source of this 2172-nucleotide messenger RNA. RefSeq names its product FAD-dependent oxidoreductase domain-containing protein 1-like. Gene Ontology annotation, molecular function: oxidoreductase activity. The coding region runs from base 553 to 2094 and encodes 513 amino acids. The record is from RefSeq and is a predicted model, not a curated record. NCBI's taxonomy places the organism in Eukaryota, Metazoa, Arthropoda, Insecta, Hymenoptera, Braconidae. The transcript has 6 exons. Gene Ontology annotation, cellular component: cytoplasm.
ACACAUUCUGUGCUCCUAAUAAAAUCCCUACUAUUUUCGCUAAGAAUUUCAAAAUAAGAAGCCAAAAAAUAAUAAAAUAUCAAUGAAUUAAUUUUAAAUAGUUAAAAUUUAUAACAAUUAAAAUAAAUUAACGCUUGUUAACAAUAAAUAAUAUUUUUAUUUUUUAUUUUUAUUGAUAAAUUAUUUAUUAAAUUAAACAAUUAAUAUUUUUAUUGUUCAGUUAAAAAUAUUAUACAUUUAAUUUAAAAAAAAAUGCUCCAUUAUUAUUAUUAAAAUGCUGGAUGUGUAAGGUUAAGUUUGACAAAAUAAAAUACAUAACAUUUGUUUAUAAUUAGGCAAUAUAAAUUGUUUAUAAACAGUUUGCCAACAAUAUAAUUAUUUAUGACGACAGUCGUGGAUAUUCCAUCGACAAUAAUCUAAUUGACCUCUUGUCCUGUUUGUUGAUAACACAAAUAUAAGUUUAUCAACAUAAAAGUAUCCAACAAUUUAAGAUAGUAGCAAUUAUUUAUCAACAACUUGUUCACUUAGUUUGUCAUAAUAAUUGUUGUCAAGAUGUUGAGAAAUAUUGCUCGUCUUGGUGUUAAUAAUUAUUGUGCUGCUGUCAAUGGAACAAAAAUUUUUUCAGCAUCAUACUCAGAAAAGUCAUCUGGAAAUAAAGAUGAUGAUGAAAAUUAUUGGAAACAAUUGCCAGAACCUGAAAAUCCAGUUUCAAGAACAGUUGAACUGUUUAGACGACAAACAAGAGAUCUUAAACAAAAAUUUAUGUUUUGGAAAGAGCCAGGAACAUUUCAAGAUGAAUGGGUUAUUGAUUCAACAACAUAUCCUUAUCAUGCUGAUAUUGUUAUAAUUGGUGGUGCUGCAAUAGGUAGUUCAAUUGCAUACUGGAUUAAAAAAAUUGCUGGUGAAGGUUUAAGUGUUCUUGUCAUUGAAAAAGAUCCAUCAUAUAAUAAAGCAUCAACUGUUUUGUCUGUUGGUGGCUUGAGACAACAAUUUUCAAUGGAAGAAAAUAUUGAAAUGUCAUUAUUUUCUGCUGAUUUUAUAAGAAAUGCACAAGAACAUUUGGGUAUUGAAGGUGAACAACCAAUUGAUGUACAAUUUCGUCCAUAUGGUUAUUUAUAUCUUGCUAGUGAAGCAGGAGCUCAACAAUUAACUGAAAAUUCAAAAUUACAAAAUAAAUUAGGAGCUAGAAAUAUAUUAUUAACAGCAAAACAAAUAAAUGAAAGAUUUCCAUGGAUAAAUACAAAUGGCAUUGAACUUGGUUGUCUUGGUAUGGAAAAAGAAGGAUGGUUUGAUCCAUGGGCAUUAUUAAAUGGUUUUAAAAGAAAAGCUAUUCAAUUAGGUGCACAAUAUCAUACUGGUGAAGUUAAAUCAUUUACAUUUCAUAAUACUAGUAAUAUUAUUUAUGAAGGAAAAGGUCCAGAAACAUGGACUGGAACAAAUCACAUAAUUGUUAAAUCACCUUCUGGUGAAAAACAAGUAAUUGAAUUUGCAAUUUGUGUUAUUGCUGCUGGUGCAGAAAGUGGUAAUAUAGCUAGACUUGCUAAAAUUGGAAAUGGUCCAGGAGUAUUGAGUGUACCAUUGCCAGUUGUACCAAGAAAAAGAUUUGUAUACUGUUAUGAUGCACCAGAUGGACCAGCUCUUAAUACACCAAUGGUUAUUGAUCCAACAGGAGCAUACUUUAGAAGAGAAGGUCUUGCUGGUACUUUUUUAGCUGGUAAAUCACCAGAUAAUUUUGAUGAAGAACCAUCAAUUGAUAAUCUUGAUGUUGAUGAUGAUUAUUUUAAUAAUAAAAUUUGGCCAAUAAUUGCAAAUCGUGUACCAUCAUUUGAAAAUAUAAAACUAAAAUCAUCAUGGGCUGGAUAUUAUGAUUAUAAUUAUUUUGAUGAAAAUGGAAUUAUUGGACAACAUCCAUUACAAGAUAAUGUUAUGUUUGCAACUGGUUUUAGUGGACAUGGUAUACAACAAGCACCAGCUGUUGGACGUGCUGUUAUGGAACGUAUUCUUCAUUGUGAUUAUCGUACAAUUGAUCUGACAAGACUUGGCUUUGACAGGUUCAUUACUCUUGAAAAAAUGAAAGAAAAAAAUAUCAUUUAAUUAAUCAUUAAGUAGCAAAUAAAAAAAUUAAAAACAAUUUUGUAUAUAAAUAAUUAAUAAAAAUUCUUUUUCAAGCAA